AUUCUUUUGACUAAUGAUGUCGCAAUGUGACACCACACCACAAAGAUAAUGGAGAGACUUGAGGAGAAAGAAAUUACAUAAAAACACUGCAUCAAAACUCCCUCCACCAUAAGAACAAUUUCUUAGUUCUCAAAGUUCUAACUCUCCCACCUGUUUUAGACAACCUCGUUCCAGUCCCUUCUUUCCAACCAAAAGUGUUUUAGUUGGGAUAUGUCUCGUCUGAGGCUAGGAAAGAAGCUCCAACCUGCUAAGAAGGCUUGGAAGAGCUUCUCCAACAAAGUGCAAUCAAAAGUCCAAAAACUCAACAUUCCUAAAGCCAUCAAAACCACCUUCAAACGCCUUCUUGCCUCCUUGCACUCCCUUCAUUACCUCAUACGCUCGAGAGGUCGUCGUCGGUCUCUCGCUUCUAAUAAUUACCAUGUUCAUGUUCAUGUUCAUAGCAAGAAGAACAUAUCUGCCAUAAGCAUAGAUGACCUCUUUACUGAGCCUGCUUCUUCUUCUGUGCAUGCACAUGAUCAAGGGGAAACAAGCAGAGGCAAAGAGGUGAUAAAAAAGGAUUUGGCAGAAGGGAGCAGUGACAUGAAUACUAUAGAGGAUGCAUGGAAGGCUUUGGUUGCUAAGUCACCUCAGCUACACGUGGAUCAGAAGGCAGAAGAAUUCAUUUCCAAGUUUCGUGAAGAUAUGAGGCUUCAGAAAGAGAGGUCUUUGCUUGAAUUUCAGGAGAUGCUAGCCCGAGGUUCCUGAAAUUUAUGUGUGUUAUUCAUACUGACCUAUGGAACAUGGUUCUAUGGAUUUUCUUUUAAGGUAGCCAGUUUAAGUGGAUUUUGCCAAAAAAAACUGUGGCAGGAUAUAUAUCUAUUCUUUAGGCUUUUGUAAGGGAUUAUUUACCCUCUUUACAUUGUUUUUAUUCUUCAUUCUCCUGUAUAUCUCAUCAAGGAUGCAUUAACAUCUAGAAAACUCAACGUAGUUGCAGGACCUUCUUUUAAGUGUCAAAGAUAAAGCUUUCCCGUGUUAUCUGUAGGUAAAAAGGCAGAGUAUCGAGGCCAAAAAAAUUAGGACUAAGUGUUUGUAAAAAGGGUCUUACUUUUUUGCUGGGAAAUUGUUUUCUGAAAUGGAAAGGGGAAUUAGCAAUAAAAGUUGUAGCAUUGUGCAGAA
Messenger RNA from Glycine soja, 1155 nucleotides. RefSeq lists its product as uncharacterized. The transcript has a single exon. Bases 211 to 744 code for a protein of 177 amino acids. NCBI's taxonomy places the organism in Eukaryota, Viridiplantae, Streptophyta, Magnoliopsida, Fabales, Fabaceae. The record is from RefSeq and is a predicted model, not a curated record.